UUUAUGUCUAACAAUAGCAGUUAUCGUUCGCAUGUAUCUGUAUAUGAUCAUGAACAAAACAUUCGAAAAAUCCCUUGGCAACAGCACUUGUGACGUCACAACCAGAGUGUCUCAUGGAGCCUCGCGCAGCCUGAAGUUCAGCUCAUCUGUUUUCUGCUGCAUCAAUCGAUCUGACUAGUGUUGUAGUACAUCUGUGGUGAAAAGUCGCUCAAAUUGUGUUAUAUCACUCUGUCUGUGUGUUAUAUCACUUGAUUUGUAGUUUUUCACUGAUCUGUGUGCUAUAGAAGUUAAAUCGAUUUGUGAUAAAGUUUGUGACAGAACAUCAGCGAGACACCUGACGCAAUGGGGCAGUGCACAUCUCACAGCUGCACUGCAGUCCAUGAUCCUUCUGCAUGUAUGUCACCAACACCUGUCCCUGAGAGAGUAGAAAAGAAGAAGAGAGGGAGGCUUUUUACAUGGGCUUUUUCUAGGAAAUCCAAGAAAACGCCCAUCGAAGCCCAACAGGGUCGGUGCAGAAAUUGCAGGAACCAAAAACCUCAGAGAUGCUCUGAUGGUGAAGAUGAACAGAAGAUCAACACCCAGAGCAUCAACACUCCCAGCAACAACAACAUUGUUCAUUCACUGGACAAAGCUGAAGAGAGCAGUGACACUAACAGUUCAGUGUUCAGCCAUGUGUCUCCCUUCAGCGGUGUGAGGGUAGUUAAAGUAGAUGUGCAUAGAGCUGAAGACAGCAGCGCCACUACACUGCACAGCCAUGUGUCUUCCUUCAGCGCUGUGGAGAAGGUUAACAAAGAUGAAGCUGAAGAAAACAGCAACACUUCAGUGUACAGCUGGCACAGCUGUGUAUCUACCCUCAACACUGUGCAGGAGGUUGAUGCUCCCAGACAAGAGCAAGAGGACAUCAACGGGAACAACAGUACUUCUCCAACUGUCAUCCAGUACUAAAGGGGACCUCAGCGCUCCUUUGUUAUCGGAUGACAAUUUUUGGAAAACUGAGGAUGAAAUUAUCAAUUUAAGUUCAAAUGCAAAGAGAGGUCAGUUUACUACCACAGAGUAACCCCAACAUUAAAGUCUUCUUCAUUAAUGUGGACUGAGGAUGGAUUUUGGUUGUGUGAGGCCCCAUAACACCACAGUAAUGUGUCCAUUUUUAAAGUGUUCUUUCAUUUUAUGGUUUAUACUGUACAUUUACUAUAUACAUCAGUAUACAUGAAGUAUACAUUUUUGUUUCCCUUGGAGAACAGGUGGCACUCAAAUAUGUGUUCAAGACAGAAUGCUAUGAAAAUGAGCGACUUGUAAGUAGGCUGCUGCUCCCCUCAUUUUCUUACUCUCAGAGUACACGGUCACAUUAGCGGUUGGAUAUUUUAACGAAAUUUUGCGGGCAAAAAAGGUCCAUUGUCAAUAGAGUAUUAACUUUCAAAUCAAGCAGCUUUCUGUUGGUCAGCAUGGCAAAUUCACAUGACCAACAUGAUCGAGCUUUUCCACCCUCACGCAAAACUCCAGAGCGUGUGGAUUCCUGUUAAAAUGACUGAAUUUUGCCCCGCGAAAUUUCGACAAUCAUCCGUAAAUGUGACCGCAACUUCAGUAACUAUUUCCAGUUGAAUUAGUUUAAAGACUUCAAACCUACUUAGGACAUAAUGAAGAUGAGUUACAUCACGUCCUCUAAUUAUCUCACUUUUGUGUAACUUUUAUCUCCUGUAGAGUCUAUUUGGCAAAUUGCUUCCAAACGAGGUCGCUAUGAUGAUUCGUGUGAGCGAAGGCCCCAGCGUUCCCCAAAUAAUAAAGCUGCUGGACUGGUAUGAGACACGGAAUCACUACAUACUGGUCAUAGAGCGGCCCACGCCUUGCAAAGAUCUGCGGCAGUAUUUAGUGCAAAAUGGUGGCAGAAUCAGCGAGUCAAAAGCACGAGUUGUGAUGCAUCAAGUUGUUACUGCUGCAAGAAUAUGCUUUGAAAAGGGAAUCUACCGCAGCGACAUCAAGCUAGAAAACCUGCUAAUCAAUGAGAACAGCUUGCAGGUCAAAUUAAUCGACUUCGGUGUUGGUAGAAGCUUCAAGACGUUUGGUUAUACAAGGUACAUUGGUACAAAACUUUACGCUCCCCCUGAAGCUUUCCGCAGAACAUGGAGGUACCACGCCAAGCCGGCAACAGUAUAUUCUUUAGGUGUACUGUUGUUUGUGAUGCUGUUUGGGAAGUACCCUUACAAGGUCAAACCUGAGGUCAUCGCCGACAUCUUGAGAAAAGCAGGAAUUUCCAAAGAAAGCAAAGAACUGAUAUCUUCGUGUAUGGAGACAGAUCCAACCAAGAGGAUUGACUUGGACAAGAUCCUCGACCAUGACUGGUUCCAAGUUUUGCUCCUUAAGCCGGAGAGUCAAAACGAGGAACCCAUAUUGCCAGCAUCUGUUCUGGAGGACAUUUUCAUUGAUGUGGUUCUCCAGGAAGGCGACAAGGCCCCUUGUCUGACACUGGCCCUUGUGUGCACUUGCUUCAGAGACCUUGUGACACAGGAAGCCUUCAGGAGACGAGCCCAUAUUCUUUGGCUUGACACGUUCCAUGUGAUUCCUAGUGUCUCCUCGUCUUCUGUGAGUGUCAUCGUGUCACGUCUGCUCCACGCCUGCCUGCUUCCACGAUCUCUGGGAAAGAUAAAGACAAGUAUCAGAUCCAGUAUCAUCUUCAGUCACGAACUUAACCUGCUUCCACUCACCUGCACUCUGCCAAUGUUCUCUGAAGAAUAUAUACUUCAGUAA
Molecule: messenger RNA, 2742 nt
Organism: Ctenopharyngodon idella (grass carp)
Lineage: Eukaryota; Metazoa; Chordata; Actinopteri; Cypriniformes; Xenocyprididae
Product: serine/threonine-protein kinase pim-3-like
Exons: 6
Coding region: 1735-2742 (335 amino acids)
Biological process (GO): negative regulation of apoptotic process; protein autophosphorylation; regulation of mitotic cell cycle
Cellular component (GO): cytoplasm
Molecular function (GO): ATP binding; protein serine/threonine kinase activity
Source: RefSeq, a predicted model, not a curated record